Linnemannia hyalina is the source of this 363-nucleotide messenger RNA. NCBI's taxonomy places the organism in Eukaryota, Fungi, Mortierellomycota, Mortierellomycetes, Mortierellales, Mortierellaceae. The record is from the annotation of a GenBank genome assembly.
AUGAGUUCCCCUUUGAACCCCUCAACCAACAACGCCAACGCACCCGCCCAGGACCCCUCCGUCACUCAGACCAUGAAUGAACAGGAAAAAAAGUUACAGCGCAUGUACGGAAAACUUCCUACUGGACGGGACCUCUUGGGACACAAGCUGAAGGAACGCAAAUAUUUCGAUUCGGGAGACUACGCCUUGUCAAAGGCAGGAAAGACAACGACACCCGUAGGAUCACAACACCCCCAGCCAGAGAACAUCCCACACUCGAACCCAGCAGCACCCAACGCCGGAUCGCCUCCCGUCAAGGAAAGUUCCCUUGUGCACGAGUCUGAUAUCCCUGAGGGCGCCACACCCGAGGUCACCCAGCCCUAG